This is a messenger RNA of Aquila chrysaetos chrysaetos, 5531 nucleotides long. It is a transcript of the gene MSH4, whose product is annotated as mutS homolog 4. Gene Ontology annotation, molecular function: ATP-dependent DNA damage sensor activity; ATP binding; mismatched DNA binding. The record is from RefSeq and is a predicted model, not a curated record. Bases 2390 to 5332 code for a protein of 980 amino acids. The transcript has 20 exons. Gene Ontology annotation, biological process: reciprocal meiotic recombination; mismatch repair. Lineage: Eukaryota; Metazoa; Chordata; Aves; Accipitriformes; Accipitridae. Gene Ontology annotation, cellular component: nucleus.
UGACUGUACUUACGCUUAAGGAAGGUCUAAAGUUGUUUCAAACACAGUUUUAAAAGCUAGCUGGUUAGUUUUACCCAGCCUAUUCGUGUUAGUAGGGUGUAAGCUAGAACUGGACAAAGUAACUUUUUGGUAGACCUUUACUUGUAGAGAAUUCCAAAGAGAGAAUGUGUCUUUGAAUGCUCAAGUAUUUCUAAUGAAUUUUUUAAGCCUUCCCUACAGGCUUUCAGAUAAGGUAAAAACCUUACUCUCUUUAGCUGUCCACUUGCCUGAUGAAUUCUUUGGUCAAAGCCUGGAAUUAAUUUUUUUCAAGGUUUGGAAAAAAGUUACAGUAGGCUUUGUGUUGAGUGCGAGGGAAUGAGAGCACUGAUCAGGUUUUAUCUAACUGAAAAGUUUAACAGAAAAUUUAAAAAUAAGUUUUUCUCAUUCCAGGUUACCUUUGCAAGUGCCACUUCUUUUCAUCUAAGGAAACACUGUUCAGUACAUAGGAAUUUGCUGUUUUUUCCAUGUUGUGUAGACAAAAUAGAAUCUUCUUCAGAAUUUCUAGUCUAGUAUAGACCGAGACACCCUGGGAAUUAAUAUGUGGGUGAUACUGCAUGACAGUGUAGAACAUUUCACUGUAGGUUGAAAUCCUAUUAAUAUUAUUGGAGUUUUUCUCUGAAGAAGGUCUGGUCAACUUCAUUUCCUAAGUCAGCUGUGAUUUGUAAAGGUUUUAUAAGAUUAUAGCUUAAAAAAGGGGUGAGUAUGUGCACAAACUAAAAACUUCUUAAGAAUAUUCUUCCGUUCUUUGCAUCAGCUUCUUAAAAUACUGUGUUUGUAGAAGGAGAGUCAUCACAAUUUUUCUUACGCAAACAAAAUCACAAUUUCUGUUAAAUGUACUGUGAAAAAAACUAGUUGCUCAGUGUGUCUAUGUUAAGACUUAGUCAUUUUGGUGCAGAAUACAUUGUUACCGUCUACCUCUGUUUUGUUAGAAGUACUGAUAAGAAUUUUUUUCUUAGCUUAUGUAGUUAGAAACUUUGCAGUAAUUAAUCUGCUGUUCUCAGUCUUCAGUUACAGGUCCUUUAUUAAAGGCUUUCAGAAAUUUGUACUUUCAUAAUUUUUUUUUCCCCCAUGGAAAUCUUUAUAUGGUAAAAUCCUGACAUUAUCUUACUACUUGAUCUUAAGUACUGUUGUGUAGCCAAUGUUCCCAGCAAUAAAUUUUGCAAGAAGCUGUAUGAGAAUUUGCGAAAGAAUAAUUAAUAAUUCAGGUACAUAAAGUUGUGUUUCUGUAGGUAUGUUUAUUAAAAGAAAAUCUGUGUGCGUGUGUGUGUGUGUGUGAAAUCAACAGCCAUUCUAUUACCUUCUAAGAACACAGUCAAGUCCAGAGGUAUGGGCUUUAUUCCAAAGAUACUGCCUUUUGUUGAGACAGCCUGGUAGGCGAAUUCAGCCUUUUGAACUGUGACCAUAAGAAAGGAAGGUGGAAGGUGGACAUUCCUUUUGUUUCUGCUUUUCUUGCCAUACACUUAAAUUUGUGUCAGAAGAGGAGAGAAGGCCUAACACCAGCUUCAGGAGUCUGAAUGCAUAUGGAAAGCUCAGUGUAGGACUUGAAAUUCAGGACAACGGCAGUAACUGGAAUUGGUACCUGCUGUUUUCCAUCUUUUGCUCUGCAGUGAAACUGAAGUUUCUGAUGCUCGAAUUUUUAAAGCUGUCUGACUGAUGGUGCUCAGUGCUGAGAGAGCACGUGCCCGUUCUGAGCUAGGAGGCUGGGGGCAAUGCCUUUCGGGUGUCAGCUGACAAGCUGCAACUGUUAGAAUUUCUCUUGUGAAGCUGAAUAGCCAUCAAAACUACAACUGUCCUCAAAGAGUUGUGGCCUAGUAAAAGCUGGCUUUGGUUUGGAGUGGUUUUUUUUAUUGCAGAGGUAUUAAAUUCCAGAGUCAAAACGUUGUCUAGUCAAAAUGUUAAUUGAAACAGUUUUAGUGGUGUAUAUUACAUGCUAGUUUACAAAGCAGCGUUACAGUGUUCUAAAACAUGCAUAGAAGGACAUAUAUUGAAGACAGUUCUAGAUGUAAACAAGCUUUAUGGUUUUUAUUGGGAUCUUUUGGUAUCUAAACUCUUGAGCAGGGGGAAAACCUCUCUGAAGCUCCUCCUGAAACAGGAACAUCCUGUUGAAGAAUGAAUGUGGGACAAAAUACGUUUGAAUGCUUUAGUCGUCUUUUAAAGAGCAUAGCAGACCCUUUCUUUGCGUUCCUGCAUCGCUCUUCUAUUGUCUGUCAUUGCACAUUUAUAAUGGCACGUGUUGCAUACCCAGCAACUCUCAUUACUGUUCUAUCACGUACAGCUGUCCCAGUAACUGCCGCUUUCCAAUUUGUUUUCCUUGACCGCAGAACCCCAUCUCGGCACGGGGGAAGCGGGGAUGCGGCCGUCUGCCACCGGCCCGGCGGCGGGCGGGAGCGAGCGGAGCGGCGGCCGCUUCCCCCUCCCCCUCGGGAGACGGCCGCUCGGUCGCGGAGUGAGUGGGAGGCUUGUGCGCAUGCGCGGGAGGGCCGCGUUUGCCGCCAUUUUGAGUGGAGGCGGUGCUGGCGGUUGUGGGUGCGCCUCAGGCGGUGCCCGCGCUGGGGGAGGUGGCGAUGCUGAUGCAGGGCAGCAUGGUGGACGCCUGCAGGCGGGCGGGCGCCUCAGAGUCCUAUACGGGCCGCGGCUCUUCGACGUCGGGGUUGGGCGGGCGAGCGGAGCAGGCACCCCGCUAUACCUUUGGGCUGCUGCAGACGCCGCGCAGCACGGCGGACAGCACCGGCGACUUUUCCAGCGGCGGGAAUCAUAUUUUGGGGACAAAAGUUCUUAUGUAGAAAAUGCUAGCACAUUGAAUCUCACGAGUUCUUCUGUGCGAGGCCUGAAUAGCACAUAUAUAGGAAAAACGCCCCUCUCUUCUGGUAGAUCUGUUUGCAGAAGCCAUACCCCUCUUAUGGGAUAUUCAGUUACAUCCUCAUCUGCAGUCUCUGCUCAUACUGUUGCGUCGGUUAUUGUAGCUGUAGUAGAAGGAAGAGGCCUUGCCAGAGGUGAAGUAGGAAUGGCCAGUAUUGACUUAAAAAAUCCUGAGGUGAUAUUAUCACAGUUUGCAGACAAUACAACUUAUGCCAAGGUUGUUACUAAACUCAAGAUUUUAACACCACUAGAAAUAAUAAUGUCAAACACUGCUUGUGAUGCAGGGAACACAACAAAAUUGUUCAGUCUGAUAACAGAACAUUUCAAGAAUGUGACUUUUACAACUGUCCAAAGAAAAUACUUCAAUGAAACAAAGGGGUUGGAAUACAUAGAACAAUUGUGUGCGUCUGAAUUCAGCACCAUUUUCAUGGAGGUUCAAUCAAAGUAUUACUGUCUUGCAGCUGCUGCAGCUUUGCUAAAAUAUGUUGAAUUUAUUCAAAAUUCAGUUUAUGCUCCUAAAUCACUCAAGGUGCGUUUCCAGGGGAGUGAGAAAACAGCUAUGAUAGAUUCAUCAUCAGCGCAAAAUCUUGAACUAGUAAUUAAUAACAGAGAUUCUCGGAAUGGUCACACGCUUUUUGGCAUCCUAAAUUACACUAAAACUCCAGGUGGAAGUCGAAGACUUAGAUCCAAUAUCCUGGAGCCACUAGUUGAUGCCGAAACAAUUAACACGAGACUGGACUGUGUUCAGGAAUUACUCCAGGAUGAGGAGCUCUUUUUUGGUCUUCAAGCAGUUAUCUCAAAAUUCCUGGAUACAGAACAACUACUUUCAGUUUUGGUACAAAUUCCAAAGCAGGAUACAGUUAAAACUGCUGAAUCAAAAAUAACUAAUUUAAUCUACCUGAAGCAUACUCUAGAACUUGUGGAGCCUCUAAAAGCUGCUUUAAAAAGCUGUAACACACCGCUGCUAAAGGCUUAUUGCAAUUCCCUUGAAGAUACAAGAUUCCAAAUUAUACUUGGAAAGAUUACAACUGUAAUUAAUGAUGAUACAAGGUACACAAAAGGAUGUCUGAGUAUGAGGACCCAGAAAUGUUAUGCUGUUAAGCCUAACAUCAAUGAAUUCCUUGACAUAGCUCGUAGAACAUACACAGAAAUUGUUGAUGACAUAGCAGGUAUGAUAACACAACUUGCAGAAAAGUACAACCUACCAUUGAAAACAAGUUUCAGCUCUGCUCGUGGAUUUUUUAUCCAGAUGAAUGUUGAUUGUUCAACAUUACCCAAUGGCCAACUUCCUUCAGAAUUUACAAAGAUCACUAAAAUGAAAAACACAUAUAGCUUCACUUCAGCAGAUUUAAUAAAAAUGAAUGAAAGAUGUCAGGAGUCCUUGAGAGAAAUAUAUCACAUGACCUACUUAAUAGUGUGUAAACUACUGAAUGAGAUCUAUGAACACAUUCAUUGCCUAUACAAGCUGUCUGACAUUGUCUCAAUGCUGGAUAUGCUGCUUUCAUUUGCCCAUGCCUGCACUCUUUCUGAUUAUGUUCGUCCAGAAUUUACGGAUACUUUAGCGAUCAAGCAGGGUUGGCAUCCCAUUCUUGAAAAGAUAGCUAUGGAAAAACCUGUAUCUAACAACACAUAUCUGACAGAGGGUAACAAUUUUGUCAUUAUUACAGGACCAAAUAUGAGUGGAAAAUCAACAUACCUAAAACAGAUUGCUCUCUGUCAAAUUAUGGCACAGAUUGGUUCCUACGUCCCAGCAGAGUAUUGUUCUUUUCGAAUUGCAAAGCAGAUUUUUACCAGAGUAGGUAUGGAUGAUGAUAUAGAAACAAAUGCAUCAACAUUCAUGAAGGAAAUGAAAGAGAUAACAUACAUCAUACAAAAUGCUAAUGAAAAAUCACUCAUCAUAAUUGAUGAACUCGGCAGAGGUACCAGUGCUGAAGAAGGUAUUGGCAUUUGUUAUGCUGCCUGUGAAUAUCUGUUGAAUUUAAAGGCGUUUACAUUGUUUGCUACACAUUUCCUGGAACUGUGUCAUAUAGAUGCUUUGUAUCCCAAUGUGGAAAAUUACCAUUUUGAAGUGCAACAUAUGAGAAGCAGUGCUGGAAAUAAGGAGAAAAUUGCUUACACUUACACACUCUCUAAAGGAUAUACAGAGGAAAAGAACUACGGAUUAAAAGCUGCAGAAGUUUCUUCCCUACCAUCAUCGGUAAUUUUGGAUGCAAAGGAAAUCACAAAUCAUAUUGCAAAACAAAUUUUGCACAGGCAGCAAAGCACUCCUGAGAUGAUGAAACAGAGAGCUGUAUACCAUUUAGCAAUGAGAUUGGUUCAGACUGCCAGAAAUUCUCGACUGGAUCCAGACAGUUUGCGUAUAUAUUUGAAAGGCUUGAAGAAAAAGUACGAAGCCAGUUGUCCUGCACCCAGACAAAAUGAUGAGCAACAGUAAUGUGUAACAUAUGCUGUUACUCUAAUUUUUAUGACUGCAAGAUGAUUCUGUUUUUUUCCAUAGUAUUAGGAAACACUGCUUUUCACAUGUUUUUAAAUUCUUAAUUCUUAGUCUAAAUAAUACUCACUACUGAAAGACCAUAUCUUUCACGUUUUUUUUCCCCCAAACAUACCUGAAAUAAAAGCAUUUACUGUCUAUG